Molecule: messenger RNA, 1044 nt
Organism: Acanthoscelides obtectus
Lineage: Eukaryota; Metazoa; Arthropoda; Insecta; Coleoptera; Chrysomelidae
Source: the annotation of a GenBank genome assembly
AUGAUUUCAAACAUAAAUUCUGCAUACGAACGCCAUGAUGCUGGAGGUGUCCCUACUACCUUGACAGAAGUUCCACUAGCUGCUUCCUCACUUUAUCCAACCACUUAUAAUUGGGGAGCUCAUGGGGAACCGCAACCAGGUUUUUGCUCAGGCUGUUUGGACAAAGGAGCCAGUAGUGGCCACGGAAAAGGCUUAGGGGGAGGCUCUAUCAUCAAUCUUAUGAUAUUUGUCAGAGGCAAUGAGGGGGAUUAUAAUAAGUGGGAAGAAAUGGGUAAUCCUGGUUGGGGGUAUAGAGAUGUGCUGCCUUACUUCUGCAAACUAGAAGACGCCUCAAAUGUUGCAUGGAACGAUUCUCAAUAUCGCGGAACAGGAGGACCUCUGAGCGUUAGCAGUGUUUCUUACAGAACAAAAUUGACAGACGUUUACAUAGAGGCUGCACAACAAGCUGGCUACCCCUACGUAGACUAUAAUGGCAAGCAGCAAAUAGGGAUAUCGCAUAUGCAAGCGACCCUACGAAACGGAAUGAGAUCAAAUGCAGAAAACUCUUACCUUCGUCCAAGUCGACAGAGACAGAAUUUGAAGAUACGUAUAGGUGCUUACGUAACAAAAAUACUGAUAAAACCUGACACGAAAGAAGCUUAUGGCGUAGAGUACAAGAAAAAUGGCAUACCAGUCAUCAAACCACUUCCAGUUGGUGAAACGAUGUACGAUCACGUGGGAUUUGCAGGAGCUAUGUUCCUCUUAAAUGAGCAUAUCGGUUGCGAGAAUUUAGCUUUUGACUCUGAUGAGUACUGGGAGUGUGCAAUCCGAUCCAUGCCAUCAUCCACGUGGCACCAGCAAUGUGCCUGCAAAAUGGGACCAGAGACAGAUAAAGAGGCGGUCGUGGACCCAAGACUUAGGGUGCAUGGGAUCAAAAACCUGAGAGUGGUCGAUGUCAGCAUAUUUCCUACGACGGUAGCAGCACACACUGUCGGUCCAGCUUACAUGGUUGGAGAAAAGGCUGCUGAUAUUAUUAAGGAAGAUUGGAAUGCAGCAUCAAAUUAA